This is a messenger RNA of Adineta steineri, 2562 nucleotides long. The record is from the annotation of a GenBank genome assembly. Lineage: Eukaryota; Metazoa; Rotifera; Eurotatoria; Adinetida; Adinetidae.
ACAAAUCCAUUAUGUAAUCGUACAGUAUGUUUAUAUGGUUAUGUACGGGGAUGUCCAAUUAAAUCUGAUACACCUAUACAUAUUCCAGGCAAAAUUAAUAAUUUAGGUUGUGGAGAUUAUAAAUUAACGAAUAUAUCAGCAUUACCAGAUCCAUGUGGAUUACCGGGUGAUCGUUCAACAAAAACAAAACAAGCUCGACGUGUUUUAAAUGAAAAAGAAAGACUUUUAUAUGCACCUUUUUCAGGUGUUGGAGGAAUUGUUUAUGAUAAAGAUGCGAUUUAUAUUGAAUUAGGUGGCUCACAUUCACAUCGUCCAUCAAAUACUAAUGAAAAAACAAGACCAAUCAAUGAAUAUGUAGCUAAUAUAUUAUCAACAAAACAGACUAUUGAAGAAAAAGUAGCAUCAAGUCAGUUGAAAUUAUUUGCUGAUAGUGAACCAGUCAUAGCUGAAGAUGUACAAGAAACAGAAAGAAGAAGAAUGAAAUUUGAAACAGAAGAUGAUGAUGAAAAUGCUUCUGAAGACGACGAAGAACCAGAAAACGAUGAUGAUGAUGAACAAGAGGACGAUGAUGAAGAACGAGAGGAAGAUGAUGAAGAACAAGAGGAAGAUGAUGAUGAUGAACAAGAACAAGAUAACGAUGAUGAAGAAGAAGAAGAACAAGAAAAUGAUGAUGAAGAAGAACAAAAGGAAUUUGGUAAUUCCUGGAAGGAAAAUAUAUCAAAAAAAUUUGCUAUUAGUUAUGUUCCUAAUAAAGCAAUCAAUUGGACAAGACUUGUUUAUGAAAAAGGAAAUGAAGAUGUAUUAUCAGAAGAAGCCGAUUCAAAAAAUAAUAAUAAAGAAGUUGGAGGAUUGUUUAGUAUAUCAAAACGAAAGACAAUAAAUGUAAAUGAUCAAGAAGAUUAUACAUUAAUGAAACAAAAUGAUAAACAUAAUUGGAAUAUUGAUAAUAUCUCUGAAUUAAUUCGUGAUUGUUUUGUAACAGGAAAAUGGGAGAAAGAAAAAGAUGCUGCAAAUUUACUUGCAGAAGAUGAUGAAAUGGAUGAUGAUGAAGAUGUAUUUGGUGAUUUUGAAGAUUUAGAAACAGGUGAAAAAGGUACAAGUGAAAAUAAUAAAAUGGAUUAUGAUGAUGAUGAUGAAGAUGAAGAAAAAGAUCCUGAAGACGCUAAACUUCAAAAUAAAAAAGCGAAAUUAAAAUCCCAAUUUGAUACUGAAUAUGAUCAAUCAAAAGAACCUGAUUCAAAAUAUUUAGAUGAACUUCGAAAAGAAGUUGAUAUUCAAACAAAAUUAAAUCGAUCAGAAUUUGAAAAUAUGCCUGAUGAUGAGCGUGUUCAAUAUGAAGGUUAUCGUCCUGGAAUGUAUGUUCGAUGUGAAUUAACACAAAUUCCAUGUGAAUUUGUUAAUACUUUUGAUCCACGUUAUAUAGUCAUUCUUGGUGGAAUGCCUGUUACUGAAUCUCAUACAGGAUAUGUUCAAGUUCGUAUGAAAAAACAUCGAUGGCAUAAGAAAAUUUUAAAAUGCAAAGAUCCAUUAAUUAUUUCACUUGGUUGGAGACGUUUUCAAACAAUUCCAUAUUAUUUUAUGCAAGAUCAUAAUAUGAGACAUCGACUUUUGAAAUAUACACCACAACAUAUGUAUUGUCAUGCUAUUUUUUAUGGACCACUUACACCACAAAAUACUGGUUUUGUUGCUGUUCAACAAAUAGCUGGACGAACGGAUUUUCGAGUAACAGCAACUGGUGUUGUUAUUGAUUUAGAUAAAUCAACAAAGAUUGUAAAGAAAAUCAAAUUAAUUGGUACACCAUAUAAAAUUUUCAAAAAAACCGCAUUUAUCAAGGGUAUGUUUAAUACUCCAUUGGAAGUAGCGAAAUUUCAAGGUGCAUCUAUUCGAGCUGUAAGUGGAGUACGUGGACAAAUAAAAAAAGUUGUUAAAGAACAUCCCGGUGCAUUUCGUGCUACAUUUGAAGAUAAAAUUCUUCUCAGUGAUAUUAUUUUUCUUCGAGCUUGGUUUCCAUUACAAGUACCAAAAUUUUAUACUCCUGUAACGAAUUUACUAAUGCCUAUGGAACAAAAAGAUCAAUGGCAAGGAAUUCGAUCUGUUGGUCAACUUAAACGUGAUAAGAAUAUUCGUAAUGAACCGAAUGUUGAUUCUCUUUAUAAACCAAUUGAAAGAAGAGAACGUGUAUUUCGUCCAUUAGUAAUUCCAACACAAUUACAACGUGAUUUACCAUUUCAUCUUAAACCAAAAUCAAGUGAAACAACAACAAUGAGAGAUCCAAUUACAGAAAAACAACGUGUUGCUGUUGUUCUUGAACCAGAAGAGAAAAAGAUGACUGAUAUUAUGAAAAUGUUUACAACAGUCUAUAAAGAUCGUUUGAAAACAAAACAAAAAACUCAAGAAAAUCGCAAUGCUCAAUAUAAGAAACAACAAAAAAUACAGGAAAUAAAACAUCUACAAAAACAUAAACAAUUGAAAAGAGUUGUUUAUAAAAAACUUGGUCAAAUGGAAGGAAAGAAAACGAAUAGAAAUUCUCGUUCAAAAAAGAACGAUAAUGUUGAUGAAUAG